Rotaria sordida is the source of this 354-nucleotide messenger RNA. The record is from the annotation of a GenBank genome assembly. NCBI's taxonomy places the organism in Eukaryota, Metazoa, Rotifera, Eurotatoria, Philodinida, Philodinidae.
AUGACUUCUACAUUGGAUUCGUUAGAACAAUCAAAUCAUAUUGAUGAUCAUGAUAAAAAUAUAAUACCAACAUCCGAUAUUGUCAUCUCAGAAGAAAAAAUUGAAGAACCAAUAACAAAUUCUGAAUCAGAACAAACUGAUAUAACAACUGAUAAUACAAUUGAUGAAAUAUCAGAAACAAAUAAAAUACCAUCAACAAAUAUGAUCACAGCAGAAGCUUCAUUUACAGAAGCAACAUCAGCUGAUUUACCAUUAGGAACAUCACGUUCAUCUGUAGCUCGAAUACUUGUUAAACCUGGACAAAUUUUUCGUGUUCAAGUUGAUAAUGAAGUCAAAGAAGUACAUGGUAAGUAG